Amphibalanus amphitrite is the source of this 3583-nucleotide messenger RNA. Its product is annotated as 6-phosphofructo-2-kinase/fructose-2,6-bisphosphatase-like. NCBI's taxonomy places the organism in Eukaryota, Metazoa, Arthropoda, Thecostraca, Balanomorpha, Balanidae. Bases 438 to 2039 code for a protein of 533 amino acids. The transcript is spliced from 12 exons. Gene Ontology annotation, molecular function: ATP binding; fructose-2,6-bisphosphate 2-phosphatase activity; 6-phosphofructo-2-kinase activity. Gene Ontology annotation, cellular component: cytosol. Gene Ontology annotation, biological process: fructose metabolic process; fructose 2,6-bisphosphate metabolic process. The record is from RefSeq and is a predicted model, not a curated record.
GCGGAGGUGCGGCGGCCGGGCCUCCUCCCCCGCACCGCCCGCCGGGACACAUCAGCCAGGUGUGGGCGUGCGUCAGGGUCACCCUGGCUGCCCCAUCGACCACGCACAUGGAGUGCUGGAGGCGGGAGGUGUGUCCCUGAGACACCUGACGCGUGUCCUUCCUCCUCACACCCUCCUGCUCUCUCCAGCACCGCUCCCAUCGCUCCUCCCCGCCUCCGAGCCCGGCCAGAUGGGUGUGCUGGUGGCCACGUGACUGGCGCGUGUGCGCCCGGCCGGCUGGCUCGGCCGGUCACGUGACGGCGGCGGCCGGUCUGGUGCGCCGGGCGCGGCCGUCGGUUCCAUUCGGUGUCGGGCAGCCGUCGAGAGGGGAGUGACAGAGUCGGGUCGAGAGCGCAGCACCCCGUGUCAGACAGUGCUGUGGCCGAACCGAGCCGGGCAUGAUGCCUGUCGUCAAACCGAGCCCCUCCAAGCCCGUCUCUGUGCCGGGAAAGGGCAGCCUGUGUCCGGCCUGCGUGGCCCAUUCUAUGGACUGCCCCAAUGGCAGUGGGGCGUCCAGCGGUUUCGGCAACGGCUGCUCGUCGGGCGGCGGCGGCGUCAACGGCUGCAGCAGCGGCGUCAGCACGGUCAGCGGCAGCGGCAGGAUCGCCGGCGAGCCGCCCAGCUCGGCCGUCUCCCGCUCCACCAUCCUGACCAAGGCCAAGCCGUUCCCCGUCAUGGGCGAGCGGACUAAGAGCAUCCACGUGCCGCACGUGGUAGUGACGGUGGGUCUGCCGGCACGUGGCAAAACGUACAUGGCGCGCAAGCUGGCCCGCUAUCUCAACUGGACCGGCAUCAAGACCAAAGUGUUCAACGUGGGCGAGUACCGUCGUCAGGCGACCACGCGCUACAAGAACCACGACUUUUUCCGUCCAGACAAUGAGGAGGCGAUGGCGAUCCGCAUCAAGUGCGCGCUGGACGCCCUGGAGGACGUCCGACACUGGCUCGAUGACGGCGGCAUGGUUGCGGUGUUUGACGCCACCAACACGACCAAAGAGCGUCGGCGCAUGAUCUUCGACAUCUGCACCCAGAAGCUCGGAUACAAGUGCUUCUUCGUCGAGUCUAUCUGUGAUAAACCCAACAUCGUCGAGUCGAACAUUCUGGAGGUGAAGCUGACCAGUCCCGACUACACUGACUGUGACAAGGAGACGGCCCUGCAGGAUUUCCUGCAGCGCAUCAACCACUACAAGGCCUGCUACCAGACCAUCGACGAGGUCGAGGAGGCCAUGCUCAGCUUCAUCAAGAUCUUCAACGCCGGCGAGAAGGUGAUGGUGCACAAACACGAGGGCCACCUGCAGGCCCGCAUCGUCUACUACCUGAUGAACAUCCACAUCACACCGAGGACCAUCUACCUCACACGGCACGGCGAGUCCGAGUUUAACCAGGUGGGGAAGAUCGGCGGCAACUCGCGCCUCUCGGAGCGCGGAGAGCGAUACUCGCGCGCCCUGGCCGACUACAUCCAUGAACAGAAGAUCGACGACCUGCGCGUGUGGACCAGCUGGAUGCUGCGCACCAUUCAGACAGCGCAGCACAUCUGCGCGCCCCAGGAGCGCUGGAAGACGCUGGACGAAAUCAACGCCGGCACCUGCGAGGAGAUGACCUACGAGGAGAUCCAGCACAAGUUCCCCGUAGACUUCGCCGCCCGAGACCAGGACAAGCUGAGGUACCGGUACCCGCGCGGUGAGAGUUACGAGGACCUGGUGGCCCGUCUGGAGCCCGUCAUCAUGGAGCUGGAGCGUCAGGAGAAUGUCCUGGUGAUCGGCCACCAGGCCGUGCUGCGCUGUCUGCUCGCCUACUUCCUCGACAAACCGGCCGAGGAGCUGCCCUACCUGCACGUGCCGCUGCACACCAUCAUCAAGCUGAAGCCGACGGCGUACGGCUGCGAGGUGGACUACGUCAAGGUGCCGAUCGACGCCGUGGACACGCACCGGAGCCGCCCCAAGGUGGUCAGUCUGUCCCGAUCGUACGAGGAUGCCAUGGAGACACUGCCUUUCCACUUCUGAGCGGGCCAGCCGGUGCCUGAUGCAGCUCAACAGGACGGCGCCCUGACCUGCUGCAACGUCGCACCACGACGGUCGGCCUGAGCUGUGACUGUUGAAUUCAGCUGGGGCCUCAGUCGACUCUUUUGAUGACCUCAGUGACAUCAGUUGAGCUCGGCUGACCUCAGCUAUGACCUCAGUCACCCCGGUUGAGCUCUGAUGACCUCAGCUGUGACCUCGGCUGACUACUAUUCGUCGACCGGUACAAAACAAAGAAUAGAGUAUGGCAGUCGGCGGCGGACUGCUGUAUUUACAGCGCACAGGACGGUACUUGCCGGCCUUGCCGCACGUGUGAUGCGCACAGGGCCGAUUCGGGUUUGCUCUUUGUCGGCACAGAUACUGCGAGGCGGGCCAGUCGUGCGUUAUGUUGGCAGUGAGGGGCUGUGGGAUGGAUGAAGAGGUCAGUGGCUGUGUGUGGGUCGGUCGCAGUGGCGCCGACCCGUGCCAGUAGAAUGAAGCCACGUAUCAGUAAAAAGGCAGAGUUCAGGGUCCCAGUGGCCAGUGGACUAUCAUGACAAUCGCGCCAGUUUAUGAGGAUGUGAUGGACGCGGCCUAAGUUGACUGCGGAAAUGACAGUGAUUGACUUAUUUAAGCUCUGUCUUGUGGUUUAGGAGGCUGAUGCAUUGACCAGGGUCGUAGUGUCCUCUGUAUAAGCAUUCAGUUUCUAUAACUGACACAUCUUUACCCGAUAUUUCCCAUCUUCGCUAUCCAGCGAUGCCGAGAUAUUAUGUGCUUAUAGCAGACGUGCGUGAUAUAGUAUAAUCGAUUGUGUUCAAUAUCUGACAACGGUCUAUUUGGCACUAUUGUGCGGUGUAUUUGACUACUGUGAGUGCUCUGUGGGUCUUGUAUAUUCUGUCCUUUACACUGGAGAUCGGGCUGUCUUUAUCAUGCUUCUGCUCGGGCUCUUGACCCACUAUUUCAAAGACUUCGCGACUAGCGUUUUUUAAUCUAGCCUCAUUCUGUUUUCUUACAUAUCGUUUUUCGCCUUUCAUUUAGACCAUGGGUAGAAGCAUGUUAUCAUAUUCUAUAGCUGGACACUGGUUAGGUGGGUUUGACAGUGUAUUGCUGUGUAUCGGUGCUGCGCGCGACAACGAGCCCCCCCCCCCCCGCCGGGCAGACAGUGUGAUAUGCUCCGGCUUGUAAAAAGCAGCAAGGUUGUGUGACGCAUUCAGCUCACGGUAAGGGCGGCGGCUGGCGACCGGACCUGGCUGGGCACUGGGCAGCGUACUCUAUGCAAUCGCCCAGUCGAACGCUGUUUGACCAGAUGCCGCAGUAGCCAGUGCCUGUGAAACCCCGCUGUCUAUGCCGCAAGCCUGCUGUGAAUGUGAGCGUACCGUGAGCUCGCGUCCUGGUAGCACUGUUCUGGUAGCAUCCGCGGCUCAGGCGGCGGUCACCCUACCCGGCCCGGACUCUCAAAGACGACGGUCUGAGUGACUACAGUAGUACAGAGCCUGCACGAUCGUCAUAACUUAUAGCGAGACGCGAAAAUGCAUCAUUAUUUGUCCUAA